This is a messenger RNA of Penicillium roqueforti, 3570 nucleotides long. It is a transcript of the gene ctpA, whose product is annotated as Cu(2+)-transporting P-type ATPase CCC2. Gene Ontology annotation, cellular component: membrane. Bases 1 to 3570 code for a protein of 1189 amino acids. The record is from RefSeq and is a predicted model, not a curated record. Gene Ontology annotation, biological process: monoatomic cation transport; copper ion homeostasis. Gene Ontology annotation, molecular function: copper ion binding; P-type divalent copper transporter activity; ATP hydrolysis activity. Lineage: Eukaryota; Fungi; Ascomycota; Eurotiomycetes; Eurotiales; Aspergillaceae. The transcript has a single exon.
AUGUUAUCUACAAAUCCGCACGCCGGCGGGGCCGGUCGACCCGCACUGGCCACUACAACUCUCAAGAUCGACGGAAUGACUUGCGGAGCUUGCACAUCAGCCGUAGAGGGCGCGUUUCAAGGGGUAGACGGUGCGCACGAUGUGUCUGUCAGUCUCAUCAUGGGCAGGGCCACUGUACAACAUGAUCCGUCAGUGUUACCACCUGCGAAGGUCGCAGAGAUGAUUGAGGACCGCGGGUUCGAUGCGACAGUACUUUCGACCGAGGAACAAAGGAACCCCGACUCUACUUCUUCUUCUCCAGCUAUGAGACUAUCGGUGACCACCCUAGCGAUUGAGGGGAUGACAUGCGGGGCAUGUACGUCUGCUGUGGAAAGCGGGUUGAACGAUGUCAGCGGUGUGAACUCCGUAGACGUAUCACUACUUUCCGAGCGCGCAGUCGUGGAACAUGAUGCAGGCAUCAUCACCCCGGAGCAGAUCGCAGAGCUCAUUGAAGAUCGAGGUUUUGGAGCGCGAGUGCUGGAUACUGCUCUAGUGGGCUCCAAGGAGCCACCUGCACCGGCUGGCUCGGAAGAGAAAUCUGGACUUCUAGUCACCACGAUCGCAAUCGGCGGUAUGACAUGCGGCGCUUGCACAUCUAGCGUACAGGGUGCCUUGGGCAGUGUGGAUGGGGUAAUCCAGUUCAACAUCAGUCUUCUGGCUGAACGAGCGGUUGUCGUGCACGACCCAACCAUACUCCCUGCCAGCAAAAUUCCAGAGCUUGUUGAAGAUGCUGGAUUUGAUGCGUCAAUCGUUUCAUCAGAGGCGCAGGCAUCAAUUUCCAAAAAGACACAGCAGAUAAAUUUGAGCUUGCAUGGGCUGCGGGACGGCGUUUCUGCCACUGCCUUGGAGGACAAUAUUUUACAGCAUUCCGGUGUUCAUUCAGCAUCAAUAAAAAUGGCUACCUCUCGUAUGGCCAUUUCCUUCGACCCAUCCACAAUCGGAAUCCGGUCUAUUGUGGAAAUAAUUGAGGCUGCUGGUUACAACGCCUUGAUUGUCGACUCAGAUGAUACCAACGCACAGCUACAGUCAUUGUCCAAAACAAAGGAAAUCCAAGAAUGGAGAAGAUCCUUCAUCAUCGCCGCAUCUUUUGCGGUUCCCGUGUUCCUUAUCAGCAUGAUUCUUCCGAUGUAUUUGCCCGGAAUUGACUUUGGCCGCUUUGCACUCGUCCCGGGCCUAUAUCUCGGAGAUGUAGUCUGUCUUGCUCUUACCAUUCCGGUGCAAUUCGGCAUUGGCAGACGAUUCUAUGUCACCAGCUUCAAGUCCCUCAAGCAUCGGUCCCCAACCAUGGACGUUCUCGUAAUGCUGGGCACGUCCGCUGCCUUCUUUUACAGCUGUUUCACCAUGAUCAUGUCUCUUUGCAGCGCGGACCACGGUCGUCCUAGCACCGUGUUCGACACCAGUACGAUGCUUAUCACCUUCAUUACUUUGGGACGGUGGCUAGAGAACCGAGCCAAGGGCCAAACUUCCGCUGCUCUUUCCAGGCUCAUGUGUCUGACCCCGUCUAUGACUACUAUCUACGAAGAUCCCAUUGCGGCAGAGAAACUGGCUGAGCGCUGGACCUCCAAACCUGUACAUGGCGCGCCUGAGCAACCCACGUUGGGUGAUGAUAUGACGGUGAAUCAAAAGUGCAUUCCCACCGAGCUGAUUCAAGUCGGUGAUAUCGUUAUCCUCCAUCCAGGAGAUAAGGUGUCUGCGGACGGCGUGAUCAUCCGGGGCGAAAGCUAUGUUGAUGAAAGUAUGAUCAGUGGAGAGGCACUACCUAUCCACAAGAAGAAAGGCAGUCAGGUCAUUGCUGGAACCGUGAACGGCACAAACUCAAUUGAUUUCAAAGUCAUUCGAGCCGGCAAGGAUACCCAAUUGAGCCAGAUUGUAAAGUUGGUACAGGAUGCGCAGACGAGCCGUGCUCCGAUUCAGCGCAUGGCUGAUAUCGUUGCUGGUUACUUUGUUCCCACCAUCAUCGGUCUUGGUUUGAUAACAUUCUUUGGUUGGAUGUUCCUCAGUCAUGUAUUAGCUCAUCCCCCUACAAUAUUUGAAAUGGCAGGCAGUGGUGGCCGAGUCAUGGUCUGCUUGAAGCUGUGCAUUUCGGUCAUUGUCUUUGCGUGUCCCUGUGCUUUAGGUCUGAGCACCCCGACCGCAGUCAUGGUUGGAACCGGCGUCGGCGCGGAACAUGGUAUACUCGUCAAGGGAGGUGCCGUGCUAGAAGCUGCCACAAAAGUUACUCAUGUUGUCUUUGAUAAGACGGGCACCCUGACUACAGGUCGGAUGAGCGUGGCUCACACCCGAAUUGAACCUCAAUGGGCGAUGAAUGACUGGCGCCGUCAGCUGUGGUGGCUUGUUGUCGGUCUCGCAGAGACAGGAAGUGAACAUCCGAUCGGCCGUGCGAUCGUUUCUGCGGCCAUAACCGAAUCAGGCCACGCCGGAGAAGAUGGGUUGCCAGGGAGCACGGGCGACGUUGACAACUAUGUUGGUAAGGGUGUCUCCGCCGUCGUCGAACCUACAUCUAGUGGCCAGCGUAUCCGGCACCAUGUCCUCCUUGGUAACGCCAGAUUUCUCCGGUCCCAAGAUGUCCCUGUACCCGCUGACGCAGAUCCCGACUCUGCGGAACCUGUCGAAGACCCGGAAGCUGACAUCCCCAAGCCGGGUGUCACCGGGGCCGGCACUACACGCAUCCACGUUGCAAUUGACAACCGCUAUGCCGGAACCAUCUCCCUCCGGGAUACAGUGAAAGAGACAGCCGUGGCAGCAGUAGCGGCCCUGCAUCGCAUGGGCAUCACAACCUCCAUGGUAACAGGCGACACGCUCUCAACAGCGAUCUCAAUCGCCACAGCAGUCGGCAUCCCAACCGCCACAAUACAUGCCUCCGUCUCCCCAUCCGAGAAACGCUCAAUCGUCUCCGCCCUCCAAGAAAAAGGCGAGCGCGUUGCCAUGGUGGGCGACGGCAUCAACGACUCCCCCGCAUUGGCCACAGCAUCCGUCGGAAUCGCCCUCGCAUCCGGCACAGACGUGGCCGUCGAGGCUGCUGAUAUUGUCCUCAUGCGCCCGGACGAUCUACUCUCUGUACCAGCCAGUCUCUCCCUCUCGCGCUCGGUCUUCAGACGCAUCAAGUUGAACUUAAUAUGGGCUUGCAUGUACAAUGUCAUCGGCCUUCCAUUCGCCAUGGGCCUUUUCCUGCCCUUCACAGGCUUCAUGCUACCCCCCAUGGCCGCCGGUGGUGCCAUGGCUCUUUCCAGUGUGUCUGUCGUUGUUAGUAGUCUGCUGUUGAAAUUCUGGACUCGCCCAUCUUGGAUGGAGGUUGAGCGUCUUGAGAAGGAGGUCCAGUCCGGUGCAAUCUCUGCAGCUGGUGUGGCGCCUCGUAAGGGGAGCUGGUGGCCUUCUACUACUAUUUUCUCUAAUAGCCCGCGCUCUCUACGUCGUCGUGUUGGGAACGUUUUCUCUUCGCUUUGGUCUCUCGUUACUGGCAAAGGACCCAUGCCGGCUGACCGGGGUGAUGAUGGUUAUGUUCCGCUGCAGACAGUUGAGUCGCCUGUUUAA